GUUUUUUAAUUUGAAUCCUUGAUCUUUUUAUCACAACACCUACCAGAUUCAACACAUUAAUUCCACAUCGCUUUCUAUUCAUGAGGUCCUGAAUACCAUGGAGAUUAUCACAUCAGCCGAAAGCUUCAAGAAAGCCGAUGGAGGUCCUUUCAAGUUCAGCUACUUGCAGCUUAUUAUACGGAAGGAUGGUCAACUAUACCGUGCAAGAUGUCUCGAUCGCAAGUCAAAUAUCUCCAAGAUUUAUAAUAUGGAGUUAUUAGAGACGAAGGAUAGGGGCCCUAUCUUGAGCCCAAUGUGGACCGCUCUAUCCUCCACGCAGAACUACUACGUUAAAACACCAAAUCCUUGGGCUUACGGCAAUUCUGACCUCGAGCAACAGAUCCUUCGUGAAAUUAAAAUAUGCGAAUUACUAAAACUCCAUCCUCAUCCGAAUAUCUCCUUGUAUGUUGGUUGUCUAAGUACAAACGGACGAGUAUCGGGAAUAUGUUUCCAGCAGUACUUAACAACGCUACAACAGAAAGUUAACCCUGGCCAUCUGAAUAAAUCAGACUUCCUUUCCAGUGGCCGUUUAGCUGUUGAUGACUCCAUAGAAGCAUGUUUGGAUGGGGUUCGAGCAGGCAUUCAUCAUCUCCAUUCACUCGGUAUUAUUCACAACGAUAUUGCACCCUCAAACAUUAUGUUCGACCCAGAUGGUACGCCAAUUCUAAUCGACUUUGAUAGCUGCACAAUGGUUGGGGAGUCGCUUUAUAAAAUCAAAAGGACGCAUGGAUGGCAUGACCCUGAGGUUCAGAAGGCGGUAGAAAAGAAUGAUCUCAAUGCUUUCAUAGAGUUACAGAACUGGCUGAUUGGGCCAUCACCUGAUAAGUUCCUGUUUAAGAGCGGAUAAAAGGGUUGGCAAACGGAUAAUGCAAAGAUGCACUUCAAAAAUCAGGAAAGUCGCUGGGAUAAUGUAAACCUAGUAAAGCCCAGUACACAUAGAGAAACCUACACCACGUAUCUACGGCAGUGUGUUGAUGGGUGGUUAACUGUACCCUUUUUGGAAACCUAACCCAAAUUGUCAAUAAUAGAUCCAUAAAUUCGAAAUCUAAGAAUUACUC
This is a messenger RNA of Sclerotinia trifoliorum, 1097 nucleotides long. Lineage: Eukaryota; Fungi; Ascomycota; Leotiomycetes; Helotiales; Sclerotiniaceae. The record is from the annotation of a GenBank genome assembly.